This is a messenger RNA of Cucurbita maxima (winter squash), 2000 nucleotides long. RefSeq names its product RNA polymerase II transcription factor B subunit 2. The transcript is spliced from 15 exons. NCBI's taxonomy places the organism in Eukaryota, Viridiplantae, Streptophyta, Magnoliopsida, Cucurbitales, Cucurbitaceae. Gene Ontology annotation, molecular function: ATPase activator activity; double-stranded DNA binding. Gene Ontology annotation, biological process: nucleotide-excision repair. Bases 279 to 1634 code for a protein of 451 amino acids. The record is from RefSeq and is a predicted model, not a curated record. Gene Ontology annotation, cellular component: transcription factor TFIIH holo complex; transcription factor TFIIH core complex.
CGUCUUCGGUCUUCGGAAUGGACGAUAUGGGAAGCAGGCAGAGAGUCAAUAGGUUGAUUAGCUGUUAAUUAUUUGAUUGAUUGAUUGAUUUCAGAAGAUCCAAGACUUCACCAUUGGCUAUAAAUUCUCACUGCGGUCUCACUCCCGAGCUGGAAGCUGCAAUUCUUUAUAAUUCCUGCUUCUGUGUAUCCGACACUCGAGGGAUUCUCCUUUGCUUGCUGUAAGUUUUGCAGAACCCUAAAGGACUAGCCACUGAAAGAAGGAAAGCUCAAUCCAGAAUGCCUCAAGUAAAGAUCAUAGCGAAGAAUUUUAUGGACAUGGUGGCCUCCUUGCCCGCCAUGAAGCUCGAUCAACUCUAUGAGAAUGCCUUCAUCUGCGAAGCCAUUCUUAGGUCACUUCCACCCCUUGCCAAGAAGUUUGUUUUACAAAUGUUAUACAUUGAUGCUCCAGUAACAGCCAAGUCCAUGGAGGAGUGGGUGCUCCCAGAUGGAGUCUCGAAGUAUAAGGUUGCCGUUGAUCGAUUGAUUCAAUUGAGAGUAUUUAUUGAGACUGCGGAUAGGAAAAGAGAAACAACCUACAAGCUAAAUCCAACGUUCCAAGCUAACCUCCAAAAGCUUUUAAUACAUGGUGAAGUUCUAGCCAGAGAACCAAUGCCUUCUAAUAUUACCGUGAGGCUUCCAAAUUUGGAAGAACUUGAGGCUUAUGCUCUGGAUCAGUGGGAGUGCUUCUUGCUGCAAUUGAUAAACUCAGGCCAAGCUGAUAAGCCCUCAAAUAUUAGUUCUUCCGUGAUGAAAGUUUUCCAGAAAGGCCUUUUAAGUCAGAGGGAUAAAGAAACUCCACGAUUAACUGAGAGCGGUUUCCAGUUCUUGUUGAUGGAAACAAAUGCACAACUUUGGUAUAUCAUCAGAGAAUAUAUAUCUAAUGCCGAGGAGCGAGGUGUCGAUCCUGCAGAUUUGAUUUCUUUUCUGCUGGAGCUUAGUUUUCACGUGACAGGAGAGGCUUAUGAUAUUGAUACACUGACAGAAGAACAGAGGUAUGCUAUCAAGGACCUUGCUGAUCUGGGACUAGUUAAGCUUCAGCAGGGUAGAAAAGACAGUUGGUUCAUACCUACUAAAUUAGCCACGAAUCUUUCAAUGAGUUUGGCAGAUUCUUCUUCGAGGAAGCAGGGAUUUGUUGUCGUGGAGACAAAUUUCAGGAUGUAUGCUUAUUCUUCUUCCAAACUACAUUGUGAAAUAUUACGUCUUUUUUCGAGGAUUGAGUAUCAACUUCCAAAUCUUAUAGUUGGAGCAAUAACGAAAGAAAGCUUGUAUAAUGCUUUUAAGAAUGGGAUUACGGCACAGCAGAUAGUUACUUUUCUACAGCAGAAUGCACAUCCUCGUGUUGCAGAGAGAAUACCAUCAGUCCCAGAAAAUGUCACGGAUCAGAUUAGGCUUUGGGAAUCGGAUCUUAAUAGAGUUGAUAUAACUCCCGCACAUUUUUACGACGAAUUCCCUUCCAGGGAAGUUUUCGAGGCUGCUUGCGACUAUGCACGAGAAUGGAAUGGGUUGCUAUGGGAGGACUCGAAAACCUUGCGACUGGUAGUGAAGGCAGACAUACACACACAUAUGCGGGAACAUCUUCGCCGUCAAAAGUAGAUCGUGGAUUAGAUGAUACAAUAAUGCUACCAAUAUCUGUUUAUAAUCAUGGCCGCUGGUACUUCAGUUUUUGUUGCUUCAGUGGCAUGUGCUAAAGAUUUACUUCAUUCAAUGAGCAAGGUGAAGAACGCAGUGAGAGUUCUAUGGGAGAAAAGAACAUUGUGCCAGUGAUGAAGAGUUUCUUACUGUGUACGUUAUUAUUUUUCAAAUUGGUUCUUUCAUAAUUUAUACGAUACGGAAGUUUUGUUAGGUUGAUUUUCCUUGGUCGAUUGACUUAUGGUACAUAACCGUUGAGAGAUGUGGUUGCAAGAAACAGAUGUCAGAUGUUUCUAUGACUAAUGGAAUAUAUGCAAUGGUUGGUUUCAA